Molecule: messenger RNA, 297 nt
Organism: Danaus chrysippus (African queen)
Lineage: Eukaryota; Metazoa; Arthropoda; Insecta; Lepidoptera; Nymphalidae
Source: the annotation of a GenBank genome assembly
AUGGACUAUACGCAAGCUGCGCGCGCACACACUCACACAGACACACACACGUACGUACACGAACACGUGCGCGUGUGUGGACGCGUGGGAACGGAGAACGCGUGCGCCGAUACUGACGCGCUUUGUGCAUUAUUUAAAAGAAAUUCAGAUUUGCCAUUUCGCCUUUACAGUACACAGGACAUUAAUAUCCGCACAGAUAAACCUCAGGUCAAAGUUAAUCUCGCCCCCCUCCACCCGCUGCCAGGGAACCGCCCACUCGGGCUGCGCCUGCGCCUGCGCCGGUCGCUCGCCCAAUAG